AUGCCCAAGGGCAGGAGAGAUGCUACACCGCUGCCGUCGCCGAGCAAUCCUCCGCGCCCGAACCUCCCCGCCGUGUCCGAGCUCGCCGCCAGCUUCGCCGUAGCGGGAGGAGCCCGUUUCGCUGCUCGCCGACGCUUCUCCGCCGCCAGACCGAGCCGUCAUCGCGCACCGAAGCUUUCCCGACCGCCAAUCGAGCCGCUCCGUCGUCGCACCGGCACCUUCACCGAGCUCCGAUCCCGCCGCCGCCUCUCGCCGUCGCCGAGCCGUUGGAAGCCACCCCGACGCGGACGUGUUGCUCAAUCGGGUUCGCCGUCGUCUCCUCUCCGUAUUCCGCCGCUCGCCGUCGAAGUCCAGCCACCGGAGCUCCACUCCGGCGACUCUCCGGUCAAGCACCGCCGCCCUGAGCUCGCGCCGCCGACCCGAGAAGGAAGAUUCAAGGAGGAGAGCAGAGUGCCAGCAUUCAAGACCAAGUUUUCGAAGAUUCUGAGCAGCCAACUUACGAAGAAGGUGAAGUCUUCGAGGAAGUCCCGGGCGAGGACGCUGAUUUCUAGAAGGAAGAAGGCGUUGAUUGAAGACCAUGUCCUAGGCUGGUGUUUCCCCCGGACAACGCCUGUGGAUGGAUGGGUGUCCCGCUGCCAAUUGAAGAUUUAUUAGUAUUUUCUUUCAGACCUAUGGGUCCUUUUGUAAGGAUUGUUUACGUUAUUUGAGACACAGUUUAUGUUAUCACUAAUGACGUCGCUGCAUGUAUGUAAACUUGAUCCUGGCAUACAUGUGGAA
Molecule: messenger RNA, 777 nt
Organism: Phragmites australis (common reed)
Lineage: Eukaryota; Viridiplantae; Streptophyta; Magnoliopsida; Poales; Poaceae
Exons: 5
Coding region: 1-654 (217 amino acids)
Source: RefSeq, a predicted model, not a curated record